Drosophila teissieri is the source of this 1598-nucleotide messenger RNA. It is a transcript of the gene Creld, whose product is annotated as cysteine-rich with EGF-like domain protein 2. Gene Ontology annotation, molecular function: calcium ion binding. The transcript has 3 exons. Bases 81 to 1211 code for a protein of 376 amino acids. NCBI's taxonomy places the organism in Eukaryota, Metazoa, Arthropoda, Insecta, Diptera, Drosophilidae. The record is from RefSeq and is a predicted model, not a curated record.
AUGUCUUUAUUCAUCGAUGGUGUCGGCUUCAAUUACACGUAAACUCAGAUAAUUCGCCGGCUAAAAAGGGCCACAAAUAAAUGAUAAUGAGACUCAAGGAUUGUUGGCCCGCAGCGCUAGUAUUCAUAGCCGCUGCCUCGGCGUCAUUUUCACCCGAAAAGCCUGUUCCUCCGCCCUGCAGGGCCUGCACCCAGCUUGUUGGCUCAUUUAGGGCAGGACUCGAAAGGACAAAACGCGGACACGCGGGCGGGGACACGGCAUGGGAGGAGGAAAAGUUGCGUUCGUACAAGAACAGCGAGGUGCGGCUGGUAGAGAUCCAGGAGAAGCUAUGCUCAGACGGAGAAGUUAUAAACAAGGAUCACUGCCACAACCUGGCUAACGAGCACGAGGCUCUUCUCGAGGACUGGUUCACCCACAAACAGACGGAGAGUCCGGACCUGCAUUCCUGGCUUUGCAUCGACCAGCUAACUGUCUGCUGUCCGGCGAACACCUACGGACCAGAUUGCCUGCCCUGCACCGAGUGCAACGGAAAUGGAAAAUGCAAAGGAGACGGAACUAGGAAGGGUAACGGAAAGUGCAAAUGUGAUCCCGGCUAUGCGGGUCCGAACUGCAACGACUGUGGACCGGAGCACUACGAGUCCUUCCGGGACGAAAAGAAAUUGUUGUGUACACAGUGUCAUGCGGCAUGUGGGGAAGGAGGCUGCACGGGAGGUGGUCCCAAGAGCUGCCGCAAGUGUAAGAAGGGCUGGAGCAUGGACUCGGAGGCAGGAUGUGUCGACAUUAAUGAGUGCUUGGAGCAACAGCGUCCAAACUCUUGCCGACCGCAGCAGUUCUGCGUGAACAAUGAGGGCUCCUUUAGUUGCCUGGAGUGUGAUCGCUCCUGCGAUGGCUGCGAUGGUGAUGGUCCGGACAUGUGCAAAAAGUGUGCGGAUGGCUAUGAGUUGAGGGAUGGAAAGUGCCAUGAUAUUUCUGCGGAGCAACGCAGCAACUACGUAAGCUAUACACGAAUGCUUACCUACUUCGGAAUGUGCGUGGCCACCUGCGUCAUCUUCCAGAGCUCCACUCACAUUGCUUGGGGUUGCAUUGUUGGGGCGGCAGUUGCAGGGUACAUUGCUGUUUCCGAGUACUGGAUCAACUCGGAGGCAGAAGGCGGCCACCAGCCCCAAAUAGAUACAAAACAGUUGGAGGAACUAAUCAUGAAGUCUUUAUAAGUCAAAAAGUCAUGUCAACAUUCCUUUCAUAUUUUUUAUGAGAUACACGAGAGUUUUGAACAGCAUUAUUUUUUAACAUUUCCCUAAGACAUCUAACGAUUUUUGUACUUCGUUUGCAGUGCGCAGUGAUUCAGACUCCACGGUGCUCGGUGAAGAGUCCACGCACGAAGAAUUGUAGAAGUUACCAAAACGCACACCUUUUGUAGUCAAUUUUACUUUAAUAGUUAAUAUUAUCAUUUGAUAUGUAUUUAUAAAUUAGAAUUUCAACAAGCAGGGCAUGACCAGUUUUUGUUACACGUACCACACUUAGAUAUUUAUUUGGUUUCAAAAAUGUACAAAAUCACAAAUACAGCAUAUAAUUCGUAUCAAUAAAUAUUUGUAACUUAA